Messenger RNA from Pseudo-nitzschia multistriata, 2869 nucleotides. The record is from the annotation of a GenBank genome assembly. NCBI's taxonomy places the organism in Eukaryota, Bacillariophyta, Bacillariophyceae, Bacillariales, Bacillariaceae.
ACCAAGUCCAAAGAGAGAUAUGAUUGGCAUGCCAAAGACCCCAGAGGCCAGAAUUCUUACUUCUACUGCAAGGAAUUCGCGCCGAAAGGCAUUAAAACUUUGGCUCCAACAGGGGCCCCGACAGGGGCUCCCACCUUGCCUCCAACGCAGGCUCCAACSUCGGCCCCAACAAAGAAGGUACCCAACGUGGGUGAUAUUUCCUACGACUUUCCCUCCACGACUAAGGAUCUUUUGCACGGAUUUUGCGUUAAGGGAGCGACUUCCGCUGCAGGGAUCGAUGCCACCUCCUCCGACAAAGGUCUUACCUACAAAACCAUCCCAAACUUCAGUGAGAAGACCAAGCUAUUCGGUGACAGAACUUACCUACCAGUGUUCUUGAACAAACAAAAGUGCGAGGGCGGAAUUUACGUACAGCCUAGGAGGGCUGUUACAAAGAAGGGUGUAGCCAUUUCCCUAAAAGUUGCGGCUGGAGGGCCCGUCACCAUCUGCGCCUUCGUCGAAAGCAACGCCAAUGAGCGCGACGGAGGUUGGCCCGAAUCUCUGAAGAAAGAUGGCUUUACGGCCUCAAAGCCAUUCGACUUUGCACAUUCGGUACCCUCUAAAAAUCUUGCUACGUUCUGGUGCAAGGAAUAUGGGGUGGGACCUGUCACUGACGCACCAACGCUUGCACCCACUGCUUCACCCACUGCUUCACCCACUGCUUCGCCCACUGCUUCGCCCACGGCAGAUCCAACCGUGACACCACCAUUCGCGGGCAUUGUUUCCUACGAAUUCCCGGCCACAGAAACAACAGACUUUUUGCAUGGAUUGUGCGUCAAAGGAGCAGCUUCUCCCAAAAAGAUUGCUGUCACCUCCAACGACGAGACGCUGAGCUACACCAAGAUCCCUAAAUUCAAAGAAGGGACAAAGCUCUGGAGUAAAUUCAAACAAUUUGUCGGACCCCUGGGCAAAGACAUGUGCCUGGGAGGGACCUAUCUGCAGCCGAACGAAAUCAGACUGAUCCCAAAGGGAACAAAGAUUUCCCUCGAGGCCCCGGCAGGUUUUGACAAGCCCGUCACUAUCUGCGCCUUUGUUGAAGCCAAUGGUCCCAAGCGCGAUGGUGGCUGGCCAGCUCCCCUGAAAGAUGACGGCUUCAAAGUUUCGGAGCCUUUCGAUUGGGCAUCAGGAAACGAGAAAGACAACCUUGCUAGGUUCUACUGCAAGGAAUUUACGGUGGAAGAACCGGAAGACGAACUGGAUCGAUUCGAGCUCUUUGCGGUCGGAGACGGAAAUAAGAAGCCCUACGGAAAGCUAGAAGCCACCAGUCCGCUCACGGCCAAGGUGUUCUUCGAGGCACAUCCGCAGCAGUUCAUCAAGAAAAAUAGCGUCGUCGACGUCGCGCUGUAUGCGAAGGUCCCGAAGGGCAAGUCCUGCGACAAGGGAACGCUCCUCUCCUCCGCCGAUGGAUACGAUGUCGAAGUCGGCGAAUUAUUUGAAUACCCCGAGUACAACAAGUUGUACGGGGGGAAGGGUCCAAAAUUUCCAAGCACGAGCAACGGAUUGAUCGGUAAGCAACGCAAUAUAGCACCACAAAACCAACUCUUGCCCCCACACCCUAGGUGCAACGGUGGUCCGUAGUUGAUUGGUUCGUUUGUUUGUAUUCACGUAUCACUCACACAUCGUUCUUCCUCUCGUCCGUUCUUCCUUCGGAACCGAUGACAGGUGCGGCCGAGUUCAUCAUUAGUGAUUUCACGGCUCCUUCUGGAGACAGCCAGAUUUACUUCCCCGGAGUAGGCGACGGAGACGGGGAGAUCAAUCUCUGUGUUCAGGUCUCUACACAGAUAGAUUACCGUGGCAACGGCAAGAAGGAUAUCGUCUCGCGCAUCGACACCCACUACGCCGUGUCUGUGGACUUGACUGGUGACUUCGAAAAAUUCGAGCAGACGGUCAAGAUCCAGUCUACCGAUGCCAGCGAUCUCAAAGAUCAGAUCCAAUCCGCCGUCGACGUUACUGCUUUCCUCUGUAAAAAGGGCAACAAGCCGAUCGAGGAAAUCACGUUCCGAGAGGGAGAGGACUUCCGCAUCUGCGUCCAACCCGUCGUGGAGAAGGAUACCCGCCUCGACUACUCGGUGGUCAAGUUCGACGAGGUCGUGUGCUCAAAUAAGGCCGAGAUCCGAGACGUCAUCACGAAAAAGGGACCGGACGCACUCACACUGGUUGAUAAGGCCCCGGACAAAAAAGGCACCCUCGGGUUUGCGUCCGUGGUCACCAACGGGUAUCUCUCCAAGAACGAGGACUCCUUCCUCUGCGCCGGAAAGGUCACCCUGCGCAGCAAACAGAAACCGCAAAUUCUUCCGGGACGUGCGCUCCGAUCGGAGGAGACAGUUGCGGAGUUCCUUAUCCAGCGCAGGGCGGAGGAAGAAGCCGCCGACGACGAAAACAGCGAGGGUGGGGUCUUUGGCCUCGGGAUCAAGAUCGCUCCUCCUACCGACGAGGACGCGGCCUAUUCCGCCCCGGCAUCGGUCGCAUCCCCGGUCUCGAUGUUUGCUCUUGCGGUGGCUUCGAUGGCAAUGACCCUGUGGUUCUAAACAGACACAACAUUGUUUGUGGUAUAACACUGGGCACGGAACAAGUAUGAGUACUACCGUGCACCACGUUAUGGUUGCCGCUGUUGUUUUUAUUUUUCAUUAUACAUUACUACCAAUAUUUCACAAGUCUAAUUUGAACAGAUAAUUUUAAAAAUUUAAAAAUUCAGUUAUUUUUCAAGAUCCGUCAAAAACCCCAAAUUCAAUUUUCGUAGCCGGGAAAUCUGAGGAACAGUGCAGUGGGUGUAGCAGCGCAGUUAGCCAGCGUACGUACGAUAUCCCAACAAUAAAUGUGGCAUAGGCAU